This is a messenger RNA of Eurytemora carolleeae, 1566 nucleotides long. RefSeq lists its product as uncharacterized. Lineage: Eukaryota; Metazoa; Arthropoda; Copepoda; Calanoida; Temoridae. The transcript has 8 exons. The record is from RefSeq and is a predicted model, not a curated record. The coding region runs from base 18 to 617 and encodes 199 amino acids.
AUAAAUUUUUUCCGUUAAUGAUACUUUUAUCCUUUGAUGAAACUUUAUCCUUGGAACUUUUUAAUUUUAGAUAUUCCAGUGGCGAUCAGAGAGAGGGAUUUUUCAGUGAUAACAUACUGGAUGGACAAGUAAUCUACACACGGAACGACGGGGUGACAUUUAUUGAAAAAUGGACGAAUGGGACUAGGUUGGUGGAUGAAGAUCAGCUGGUUCAAGUUGGUCUAAAUUUGGCGGACAUUAUUACUCCUAAAUCUUCAGAUAACAUCAGUGACAAUGACGAAACAGCAGUUAAUAAUGAUCAAACCGCAGUUAAUGAUGAUCAAACCCCAGUUAAUGAUGAUCAAACCGCAGUUAAUGAUGAUCAAACAACUGACAAUAAUGAUCAAACCGCACUUAAUGAUGAUCAAACCGCAGUUAAUGAUGAUCAAACAACUGAAAUCAAAGAGAAUAUUCCAAAUCUGAAAUUGAGCAGAGAAGAACAAAAUGGAAUCAAUUUGGAACUCAUUCAAAAGGCCAUAAGAUCUGGGGAUAAACGUGCACUCUUUGCAGCAAAAGAUGAGCUCAAAAACAAAGAGAACAGUGUCGAGUACGCAAAUAUUAAAAGCGAUUCAAGGUAAAUACCACAAAAUAUGAUUCGAGGUGAAUACCACAAAAUAUGAUUCGAGGUGAAUACCACAAAAUAUGAUUCGAGGUAAAUACCACAAAAUAUGAUUCGAGGUAAAUACCACAAAAUAUGAUUCGAGGUAAAUACCACAAAAUAUGAUUCGAGGUAAAUACCACAAAAUAUGAUUCGAGGUAAAUACCACAAAAUAUGAUUCGAGGUAAAUACCACAAAAUAUGAUUCGAGGUAAAUACCACAAAAUAUGAUUCGAGGUAAAUACCACAAAAUAUGAUUCGAGGUAAAUACCACAAAAUAUGAUUCGAGGUAAAUACCACAAAAUAUGAUUCGAGGUAAAUACCACAAAAUAUGAUUCGAGGUAAAUACCACAAAAUAUGAUUCGAGGUAAAUACCACAAAAUAUGAUUCGAGGUAAAUACCACAAAAUAUGAUUCGAGGUAAAUACCACAAAAUAUGAUUCGAGGUAAAUACCACAAAAUAUGAUUCGAGGUAAAUACCACAAAAUAUGAUUCGAGGUAAAUACCACAAAAUAUGAUUCGAGGUAAAUACCACAAAAUAUGAUUCGAGGUAAAUACCACAAAAUAUGAUUCGAGGUAAAUACCACAAAAUAUGAUUCGAGGUAAAUACCACAAAAUAUGAUUCGAGGUAAAUACCACAAAAUAUGAUUCGAGGUAAAUACCACAAAAUAUGAUUCGAGGUAAAUACCACAAAAUAUGAUUCGAGGUAAAUACCACAAAAUAUGAUUCGAGGUAAAUACCACAAAAUAUGAUUCGAGGUAAAUACCACAAAAUAUGAUUCGAGGUAAAUACCACAAAAUAUGAUUCGAGGUAAAUACCACAAAAUAUGAUUCGAGGUAAAUACCACAAAAUAUGAUUCGAGGUAAAUACCACAAAAUAUGAUUCGAGGUAAAUACCACAAAAUAUGAUUCGAGGUAAAUACCACAAAAUA